This is a messenger RNA of Boeremia exigua, 1245 nucleotides long. RefSeq lists its product as uncharacterized. The record is from RefSeq and is a predicted model, not a curated record. The transcript has 5 exons. Gene Ontology annotation, molecular function: D-amino-acid oxidase activity; FAD binding. The coding region runs from base 169 to 1245 and encodes 358 amino acids. NCBI's taxonomy places the organism in Eukaryota, Fungi, Ascomycota, Dothideomycetes, Pleosporales, Didymellaceae.
CUGUGUGCGCGCCAUCGGCUUACCCCAAUCGCUUUCCACCGGGAAACCACAUGACCCCACCCUACUGUAGUGUGGAGAGGAACUCCAGAUCAAGCUCCGUGGUGCACUAUAAAUCGCCAAUUGCCUUUUAACAAGUGAAUCUUAAUCAGGCAAUUGCAUUUACUGAACAUGGCACAGACCAAUGUCGUUGUUGUUGGUGCUGGUGUGAUCGGACUGACGACAGCCCUCGUUCUAUCCAAACACAAGGCUCUCAAUGUUACAGUUGUGAGCAAGCAUAUGCCUGGGGACUAUGACAUCGAGUAUGCAUCCCCAUGGGCGGGAGCAAAUUUCAUGCCGGUCGGCAAAGAGGGCAGCAAGCUGCGAGCAUUCGAGAGGACAAGUUGGCCUGAAAUCGAUCGCAUUUGUCGAGAAAUCCCGGAAGCUGGUAUUCAUUAUCAGGAAUGCAGGGUUUAUGGCAGGAAAAAAGACGAGGGUACCGCUGUUGGCGUUUGGUUUCAAGAGUUGAUGAAGGAGGAUCCGUGGUUCAAGGACCUCAUGCCAGAUCUACGAAUUCUCGAUAAAUCCGAACUUCCGCCAUCAUGUGAUACCGGGACAGUUUUCAGAUCCGUCUGCAUAAACACCGCCAUUUACCUGCCCUGGUUGCGCGGUAUUCUCAACCAUAUCUCUGAAGCGUCCUCGUACCAUAGUACCGGGAGAGCCUCUGUUAUUAUGAAUUGUACCGGCUUACUAGCCUCGAAACUCGAAGGCGUGAUGGAUACCACCGUGUAUCCCGGCCGCGGCCAAAUAGCUGUUGUAAGAAAUGAGCCAGGCGCCAUGUAUACAACCUCCGGUACAGACGAUGGCUCAGAUGAGGCCAUGUACAUUAUGCAGCGCGCCGCAGGCGGAGGAACGGUCAUCGGUGGCUGUCUGCAGCAUGGCAACUGGGAUAGUCAGGUUGAUCCAAAUCUUGCGCUUCGUAUACUUCAAAGGGCAGUCGAUAUUUGCCCCAGUCUUGCACCAAAGACAGGUAAAGCGACGGAAUUGAGCGUGAUAAGACAUGGUGUAGGCUUGCGACCAAUGAGAGAGGGCGGGAUUAGGGUGGAGAAGGAGAAGAUUGGGAGCGAAUGGGUUGUCCACAACUAUGGACACGCCGGGUAUGGAUAUCAGGCCAGUUUUGGCAGCGCUUGGGCAGCGGAACAACUACUAUUAGAGAUUCUGAAGAACGAGGUAACUAUGGUGUCUGUUAGAACGGCGCAGCUACGUUAG